GGAAAUGUUGCGUCAUUUUGUUGCAUUUUCACUGCUGUUAUUCGUUUUGGAAAUCUCAGACGAGGCGACUGUGUAUGUGCCGAGCAUUUGCUCCAGUGUUACCGUCCAAGAUUCUAAGUGCAUAGCACAUUGCUUGGAGCAAUUAAAUUGCCAAAACGCACACUGCGAAAAAGUAGGAAGAUUUUGGAGAUGGAGAUGUGUCUGUGAGGACUGUCCCGAUGAUCAACAGAAGAACCUGCGUGGAGAGAUUCCUGGUCCUGUACCUAACUGAGCUUUUUGCGCAACAUACCAGUAUGAAGUUAUUAUGAUGCGAG
Cylicocyclus nassatus is the source of this 314-nucleotide messenger RNA. NCBI's taxonomy places the organism in Eukaryota, Metazoa, Nematoda, Chromadorea, Rhabditida, Strongylidae. The record is from the annotation of a GenBank genome assembly.